AUGGGCCUGAACUUGAAUUCUGAUUCUGCGGUUCUGGAGACUCGCUCUCAUCUCUACGACAGAAUCAAACUUAACAAGACACAUCACGAUCUUCCCUUGUUGGUUCCCUGGGAACCGAGGCACAAACCCCGGGGCGCUCACGGGCUGCGCUUGCUUCCAGGCAUCUACACGUUCGGCCUGUUCGCCACGGACAUCUUCGUGAACGCCGGGCAGGUGGUGACGGGGAACCUGGCGCCCCACUUCCUGGCCCUGUGCCGGCCCAACUACACGGCGCUGGGCUGCCAGCAGCUCACGCAGUUCAUCAGCGGCGAGGAGGCCUGCACGGGCGACCCCGAGCUCGUCCUCCGGGCCCGGAAGACCUUCCCGUCCAAGGAGGCGGCGCUCAGCGUCUACGCGGCCGUGUACCUGACGAUGUACAUCACCAGCACCGUCAAAGCCAAGGGCACGCGCCUCGCGAAGCCCGUCCUGUGCCUGGGCCUCCUGUGCUCCGCCUUCCUCACCGGCCUCAACAGAGUCGCCGAGCACCGGAACCACUGGUCGGACGUGAUCGCGGGCUUCCUGGUGGGGACGUCGAUCGCCGUGUUCCUGGUCGUGUGCGUGGUGAGUAACUUCAGGGGAAGACACCCCGAGAGCGAGCACGCCCGCGCGGCGGACCUGGCGCACACGCCGAUGAUCAGCAUCCCGCGGGUGGAGAGUCCGUUGGAAAAGGGAAUAAAUACCGGGUUGCUGACUGCACCUUCGGGUUCUCGGGCCCCUGCAGCCAUCGGUCCGGCAGGCGACCACAGGAUGCGGGAGGAAGAAGUUGCUGGCAGUGCACACCCGCCAGGGACACAUGGAGACUCCCCGCCCUCCUCGCUCCCUCUGCUCUGGCACCCAUGGUCCCAGGGACGCUUCCCCGUCGGUCCGGCUGCCACGGCGCGCUGAACGGUUCUGACCCAGUGGGCCUGGGGGUCUGGUUGGCACCAGGCAGCACCGGUGAUUUGGGUCCAGAGCCAACUGCCGCCAGGGCCCAGGGCCUGCAGAGCUGAGACAGUGGGUCUGAACAUCGGCUGCGCGUUACAGCCGCCUGGAGAGCCUUUGCGAAUCCCAGGGCCCCGGCCGCCUUCACACCAAUUAAGUCCAAGUCCCAGGAGAAGCGUCCGUGUCUUGGUAAAGCUCCUGGUGGUUCCUCGAGCAGCCAGGGCUCCUUUCCCCAGGGAACGGGGAUCCGAGGUCAAGGCCCAGCGGUAACUCGUUCAUUUAAUGACGGGACCGCGACUCCUCAUCCCAAACCCUGGGGCCAGAGGCUCCUCAGGACUCAGACGCUCCCAUUGUUCGGGGCCAACGCUGUGUGUUCUGUGAGGAGCAGGACUGGAAGCAGCGAUGGGCAUUGGAGCAGACAGACAGGCAGACAGUCCCCAUGGCCUUCCAUCCACCCAGCUCCAUUCUGCCCCCAGAUGGGUUUGUAGCAACCGUAUAAGACAUACUUGGGGGUGAAAGUGUGUCCACUAGAUCUGUAAACUUGAAGAAUUGUAACAUUCCAGCCAAUUUUUAAAUCUCCAUGGUUUUAUCUAUUUGU
Molecule: messenger RNA, 1558 nt
Organism: Myotis brandtii (Brandt's bat)
Lineage: Eukaryota; Metazoa; Chordata; Mammalia; Chiroptera; Vespertilionidae
Gene: PLPPR5
Product: phospholipid phosphatase related 5
Exons: 5
Coding region: 1-924 (307 amino acids)
Biological process (GO): signal transduction; phospholipid metabolic process; phospholipid dephosphorylation
Molecular function (GO): phosphatidate phosphatase activity
Source: RefSeq, a predicted model, not a curated record